Molecule: messenger RNA, 1020 nt
Organism: Penicillium egyptiacum
Lineage: Eukaryota; Fungi; Ascomycota; Eurotiomycetes; Eurotiales; Aspergillaceae
Source: the annotation of a GenBank genome assembly
AUGAACCGCAUCGACGUGCACCACCACUUCAUCCCCCCUGCCUAUGUCAAGGCUUUCAACUCGACUCCUGGGGACCCCUCCGGCUGGCACCUCCCCAAAUGGACCCCCGAAUCGACCCUCUCCCUCAUGGCCUCCCACUCCACCCACACGGCCAUUCUAUCUCUAACUGCACCGGGCACCUCUAUCCUGUUCAAUUCCCCGGUGGAAUCAGCCGACCUCGCCCGGAAUAUCAACCUCUAUGGCUUCCAACUUCACCAGGACAACCCCACUCGGUUCGGUUUCUUCGCCAGUCUCCCACAUCUGACACCCGAAACCAUCCCCUCGGCCAUGGAGGAACUCGCCUAUGCUCUGGACACCCUCCAGGCUGACGGUAUUACUCUUUACACUCGGUAUAGUGGAACCGGGUACCUCGGUCAUGCGGCCUUUGCGCCGCUCUGGGAGGAACUGAACCGCCGCAAGGCCGUAGUCUUCAUUCAUCCGACGAACACAGCCUCGGCCGCCGGGAACAAGCCGGAGAUGGUCAAUUCAAAACUAGCACAGCCAAUCAUUGAUUAUCCGCACGAGACAUGUCGAACGGCGGUCGAUCUAAUCACCUCCGGGACGAUCUCCAAGAACCCCGAUGUGAAGAUUAUUCUGUCCCAUGGAGGCGGUACGCUGCCUAUUCUCGCUAAUCGGGCGGCAAACCUGCUUUACGAUGCGGUUCUGACGGAGAUCCCUCCGGAGAGGUUUCUGGAGCAGGCCAGGAGCUUUUAUCUCGACCUCGCCCUUUCCGGGAACGGCGGGAAUUUGGAGUUACUAGUGGGCAAAAAUGGGUUUGCAAAGCCAGGCCAUGUGCUAUAUGGCAGUGAUUUUCCCUAUGCUCCCGUGGAGACAAUUAGCAAGUACGUUGGGAUGAUGGAGGAGUUCUUUGCCCAAGGAGGGGAGAAAGAGGAGGAGGUCGCCCGGGGUGCGGCGUUGGAGCUAUUCCCACGAUUUCGGAUUGAUGAUAACAAGGAGUUGAUUCCUGAGCGUAUUCUAUAG